This is a messenger RNA of Penicillium robsamsonii, 486 nucleotides long. RefSeq lists its product as uncharacterized. The transcript is spliced from 2 exons. The record is from RefSeq and is a predicted model, not a curated record. NCBI's taxonomy places the organism in Eukaryota, Fungi, Ascomycota, Eurotiomycetes, Eurotiales, Aspergillaceae. The coding region runs from base 1 to 486 and encodes 161 amino acids.
AUGGAUGCCACUGCCCAAGUUCUGAUGCUAAGAAGAUGCGAGGACCGUUUAUUCACUGCUCGUCUCCCCGCGAACUUGCAGCAGACGGACUUACUCGUCGUUAGCGAAUGCAUGCCCCUCCUCGAUGCCCCCAGAGCCUUGAAGGCCUUCCAAGGCCUGGUGCGACCCGGUAGAGCUGCAACCAUCUACUUCUACAGACACCAUAUCCUCUCAGACCCGGUAUGCAAUUGUAUGGUGACACGCAUCUGCCGAUUCCUGCUUCCUGAGACACCCCCGGUAAGCCCUUCCAUCAACGCGGAGCUGAAGGUCUCUCCCGAGGGGUUCGACUUUGAAUUUCACACCAUCAAUCACCGCGCAGAGGGCGAAAUCGCCCACGACGUCGUGGAUUGGGAAUUCUGGGCACACAUGUGGCACGCUGACGACGUCAAGGCCUACGGUGUACCCGCACUACCGGGACCAAGCCGGCGAAAGCUAUGCGGAGAUUGA